UCUCUCUCUCCCUCUCUCUCUGCCCCUCCCCUGCUCGCUCUUUCUCUCUCACACUAAAUAACCUUUAAAAAAAAUUAAAUGAAAUCAUCUUGAGAAAUCUGACUUGAAGAUUGUGAAAAAUAUUAAUAGGUUAUAGUUGACUAAGACUGACAACUGUGCCACGAAAUAUUGAGUAUACAUAAUGAAAAUAUCAUGAAUUUGGCAGUCAUGCAGAGUUUUGUGUUAAGAGUUCUGGUCUCUCGCCUGACUUUCUGUGCUGCCAUUGCAUUAUCUGUAGCACUCUGGGCUUCUGUUUCCUAACUGGUAAAAUUGGCAGAAAAAUAUUUGGUUUGCAUUGGUUUUCUAGCUAAAAUGAACAAAUAGAAGGAUUCCAGGACAAUGUCUUUUUUCAUGUUAGGAUCAACUAAGUAUUACUUUUCUUCCUUACUUCGUAUAAGAAAUAAUUUGAACUGAAAUCACACUAAUAGUGUAGAAAUCAAAAGAGAUAACAAGUGCAUGUAUCUCUGUAGUGACUAGUAUAUUCAAAUACAAGUAAUAAAAGUUCAGAACUGGACACAGAAUGUACAGAACAGAAGAGAACUUAGUGGAAGCAUGAGUAUUAAAUGACUUUGUGAAGACUAUGCAGAAGACAGGUGAGUCUGUAGUGCUCCAUCAGAAAGGCCAGUAAUGCCUUGCAGCUCCCGGGGCUUGGUUCUGUGACAGCACUAGAAAAAACAGGACUGUCUGAGAAAUGAGUAACUAUACUUGAGAAAGUGAGACAUCGGCUAGAAAAUUACAUUUCAGGAUGACAUUGAGAAGGCUGCUGGACUAGAUAAAUUCUAAGAUCCAUUUUGCCUAUAACACCAGAUAUUUUAGCAAAAGCUUACCUGGCCUUAUGACUGAAUCGAAUUGUGAAUUCAAGGAGUGGCAACGAGUUUUAUUGUACAUGGAUGUUACAAAGUUGGGUUUUUCUGCUUUGUUUUGAACAAAUUUGUGAAAUUCAUGACUUGAUUGAGAAUAAGGGCUUUGUGUUGGGUUGCAUAGUUUUGCCUAGUGUUACUAAGUUUUUUUCACUCUAAAUUAUAACCUGAAUGUUUUCUAAUGUGAUAUUUUGGGGUCUUCCAGUUUUGUUUUCCAUUUGUUGCCAGAUUUGAUUGUGAUGAUCUUGCCAGAAAACUUUUGCCCUAAAAAGGAGGAUUGCUUCCACAAAAGACAGAGAGCAGCAGUACUAUGGGACCAGCCAAUAAAUCUCAAACAUCUCCAGACACCUUCUUGCUGAUGGGCAUCCCAGGACUAGAGCACCUGCAUAUCUGGAUUGGGAUUCCCUUCUGCUCCAUGUACAUGGUGGCUGUGGUGGGGAAUGUGACCAUCCUGGCCGUGGUGAGGGCAGAGCGGAGUCUCCAUGAGCCUAUGUUCCUCUUUCUGUGCAUGCUGUCCGUCACUGACCUGGUCCUCUCCACAUCUACACUGCCUCGCAUGCUCUGUCUCUUCUGGCUUGGAGCGCGUGACAUUGCCUUUGAUGCUUGCCUGGCUCAAAUGUUCUUCAUCCAUAGCUUUACUGCUAUGGAAUCGGGUUUUUUCCUGGCCAUGGCCUUUGACCGUUACGUGGCCAUUUGUCAUCCGCUGCACCAUACCACGAUUCUCACCCAUGCUCGCAUUGCCAAAAUGGGAGCUUCUGUGGUACUCCGGGGAGUGGCCUUCUUUUCCCCACAUCCUAUCCUGCUCAGGCAGCUGCCCUACUGCAGAACACGAGUCAUUACCCACACCUACUGUGAGUUCAUGGCCGUGGUGAAGCUGGCAUGUGUGGACACAGGAGCUACCAAACGUUACAGCCUCAGUGUAGCCUCUGUCAUUGGUUCCUGCGAUGGCUUUUUCAUUGCUGUCUCUUAUGCCCUAAUCCUCCGUGCAGUCUUUCGCCUUCCAUCACAGGAAGCAAGUUUUAAAGCUCUAGGAACCUGUGGCUCUCAUGUCUGUGUCAUCCUUGUUUUCUACUCCACAGCUGUCUUUACCUUCCUCACUCACCGCUUUGGCCACAAUGUGGCCCCCCAAAUUCAUAUCUUUAUUGCCAAUAUGUACCUUCUGGUACCACCUUUCCUUAACCCCAUUGUUUAUGGUAUUAGAACCAAAAAAAUUCGAGACCAUGUCCUUAGUUCUCUAAAGGUAAAAGUCACUUGAUUAUCCUGGAAUUGUUUGCAGAGAUGGUAUCAUAAUCAGAAGGGAAGUAGGGAAAUAAUUGAUCCCAUUUUUAUAAAUGACAUGGAAUUUUCUCCCACUGAAAUCAGACAUUUUCACAGAGAAGAGUGACCACACCUAAUAGAAAUUCCACAAUUGUAGUGAAACUAGAGGGCGUGAGACAUUUUGUGCACACAUGGAUUUUAAGGAGCUUCCUUAAAGCUUUUUUAAUUGGAAAGCAGUCCCUUUCUGCUCCUUGCUGCUACUGAUCUGUGUUGUAACUGGGGGUGGUAGUUUAUUUUCAAGUAGGCGUGAUUUAAAAAAAAAGUGAAAAAGCCCAUGAGAACUUCAAAAAUUCCAUGUAAAGUAUUUGCAAUUGAAAAUUUAAUGAUCACUAUCAAUAUUCUACAGAAGAGGCAAUAUAAUAGGAUUGAUGUCUUUUUAAUACAGGACAUAGUAAUUGUGUAUUUUAGUCACAAGAAUGGACACACACAAGACAAGUUGCCAAGCAGACAUGUGGAAAUGUUCAAUAGUGCAGUAAUCAAGCCCACAGAAUUUUUAAACAUAUUGCUCAUAGAAUAUUCUGUCUCCACAAAGCAUAACUUGUGCCUCUUAUUGUUUUGUUAUCUAAACUAAGACUGGGUCUCUUAAAGAUAUUCUCUUUACCGUCAUCACAAAUUAUCCUGAAACCAGAAACAACUUUAUGCUUGAUGGUAUGUAUCUACUUGGGAAUUUGCCCAGAGCUUAGGCCCAAGCCCACUGAACUAGAUACAGAUAUUACAUGUGCUUGCUAAAGGAGGUAUCUAUUAUUAUAAAUAACUCAAUUAAUACAUUUUUAGUGAUUAUGCUCCUGGUGAUAAUUAAAAAUAAAAUUAUUAAAAAAGAUAUAAGUAUUUUACUGGUAAAAGUCUGAAUAUUUUCUCCUUAAAAAAUAUGAUUCCUUCACUUCUUGGCUUGUACAAAAUGGAAAUUACUCCAGAGUCACUCAAUAAACACAUGCUGAAUUUCCUUGAAUUGAUGUUCUCUUUUGUGGUUUUCCAUUUGUAAAGUAUUGUUUGUACCUUCUUUCUUCUGUUUAGUAUAGGAGCUUCUUAGAAGUAAAUAUCUGGGCCGCUUCUCUGUAUUCCUUUUCCUUAGACUCUGUUGCAAUGUUGUUCAAGCUUUUAUAAUUUUCAAUUUGGGAUAUUUCAACAGUUGCCACUGAUAUGUUCAAAGCAUUAGCUUUUAAUUACUAUGUCUAAUACAUCCUUUACAUUGAGAUCAUAGUUAUCCUCAUAAAAAUUUAGAAAACAAACAGAAUUGAUAUGUCAGACCCGUGUAAGCACCAGAAUAGCAAAGCAAAACUUAAUGAAAUUCUUUUCUGCUCCUUCUCUUCUCAUUCUUAUAUAUCAUUUGAACUGGUCCUGUUCAUAAAGUCCCCCGCCUUCAUUCAAACAAUACGUCUCUCCAUAUCUUCAUGUUUUGCUUAGAAUGUUUCUCUCCUACCCAUUCUCUUUGUCACCUGGGAAGAACUUAAUUAUCCUUCAAGAUCCAGCUCUUGUUUAAACUCCCCCACCUUAUCAGAAAGAUUACAUUUCUUUCCUCAAGUCAAAUUAAUUAAAAAUUCCCCCCACCUCUAUUGUAAAAAAUGCCAUGAUAGAUUUUAGUUAAAUUCUUAAUAUGCCUUUUUCCAAUUAAACUCUUGGUAUGGUUUGGGGUUAAGUGCACUGGCUCUAGAAGCAGAGUGCUGAGUUCAUUAUUCAUCUCUGUCACUUUCUAUCUGUGUGCUCACAGGCAAGUUGUCCAAACUUUCUGGACCUUGUUGUCAAAAUUAAUAAAAUGAGGGUUGUAAGAUUUCUUGCCCCGUAGAAUUUUAAGGAUUAAAUGAAUGAAAGCAUGUAAGACUCUUAACAUAGUUAACAUCGUGGAUUAUCAUAACAAGUAUAAUUUUGUGUAUUUAUUAUAUGUCAGAUUUGCAAGACAUAGGUGUGCAUUUAUAUGUAUAUAUGUGUGUGGGUAAAUGUAUACAUUGAUACAUAUACAUGCAAUUUAAAUUAUAUAAUUAUCAUCAUAAUCACUAGAUUAUUAGUCUUGAUUUUACAUAUGAGUAAUUUAGACUCAGAGAGAUUAAAUAAUUUGCUCAUAGUCAAAUAUUGACUAAGUGGUAUAGUCUGGAUUUAAACAAAAAUGACAGUAAUUAAUCCCACUUUAAAAUCCGUUUACUUUUAUUUUAUUUAUUUUUUUAUUUUAUUUUAAAUUCCAGCACAGCACACAAUGUUAUAUCUGUUUCAGGUGUACAAUAUAGUGAUUCAGUAAUUCUAUAGAUUACCCAGUGAUCAUCAUGACAUGUGUCCUCUUUAAUCCCAUCACCUAUUUAACCCAUCCUUCCACCCAUCUCCCCUCUGGUAACCAUCAGUUUGUUCUCUAUAGUUAAGAGUCUUGUUUCUUGGUUUUCCUCUCCUUUUUUUCCCCUUGUUUGUU
Felis catus (domestic cat) is the source of this 4611-nucleotide messenger RNA. Its product is annotated as olfactory receptor 52D1-like. Gene Ontology annotation, biological process: G protein-coupled receptor signaling pathway. Gene Ontology annotation, molecular function: olfactory receptor activity; G protein-coupled receptor activity. Lineage: Eukaryota; Metazoa; Chordata; Mammalia; Carnivora; Felidae. The record is from RefSeq and is a predicted model, not a curated record. The coding region runs from base 1210 to 2154 and encodes 314 amino acids. Gene Ontology annotation, cellular component: membrane. The transcript has a single exon.